This is a messenger RNA of Thyridium curvatum, 3093 nucleotides long. RefSeq lists its product as uncharacterized. The coding region runs from base 1 to 3093 and encodes 1030 amino acids. Gene Ontology annotation, molecular function: mismatched DNA binding; ATP-dependent DNA damage sensor activity; ATP binding. The record is from RefSeq and is a predicted model, not a curated record. Gene Ontology annotation, cellular component: nucleus. Lineage: Eukaryota; Fungi; Ascomycota; Sordariomycetes; Thyridiales; Thyridiaceae. Gene Ontology annotation, biological process: mismatch repair; chiasma assembly. The transcript has 7 exons.
AUGACCUGGAUCUCCAAAUCAAUAACGGCUUUCGGCCUCGUGCUGCUUGCGCACGCAUGCUACUCGGCGCAAGAGCACUCGGCCCUGCAGUCCUUCCGCGCCACCAGCGCCGCCAGCCUCGCCUCCUCCUCGGCCGCGGCGGCGUCGGCCACGUCGCUGCCGCUCGACAUCUCCAUCGAGGCCGUCGUCUCGCUGCUCGUCACCUGCGCUGGGCUCGUGCUCGGCGCCGAGCCCCUGCGGCCGAUCCAGUGGCGCGAGUGGGCCGGCAAGAUCGAGCGCGAGGGCGCCGAGGGGUUCCUCGACGGCCGCGGCGAGGUCAACAGGGACUACGUGGGCAACCCGUUCCGGGCGCUCGAGACGCGGCCCGGCUUCGUCGACAUCCGGCGGCAGAGGAAGGAGUUUGCCGAGUGGGGAUUCCUCGAGGACGAGGAUGAAGACCUCGAUGCCAGCCAGGAGGUGGUUAUGGCCAUUGACUUGAAAGGCAGUGUUGGUUGUGCCUACUAUGUUGCGAGUGAGGAGACGUUGUAUUUGCAAGAGGACAUACCUUUGGCGGGUUUGGAGCUCGUAGAGACUUUGUUGUUGCACGCACAGCCAACAACUGUCAUUGUCUCGGGACGUGCCAACGAUGUUCUGGUCGAAUACCUUGAGAGGAACUCGCAAGAUCUUGCCGACGGACCGCGAAGCAAUGACACAGGUAUUGCGGGAGCCUACAUUCUUCGCACCCUUGGUGCCGGCGAGUUUGGAUACGAGACCGCAAAGAAGCGUCUCGUCAAAUAUGCACUAGACGCGACUGCGUCACAGACUGUGUUGUUCACCACAGCCGCGGAUGAUGACCUUGAUAAGGCAGACGACCUGGGUCUUGGCCCAGAUCAACAGAAGAACAAGCUCAUGGCACUAACUACGAGAAUUGACCUGGACAGUCGUAUGUCGAUCGGUUGUGCAGGUGCAGUUCUGCAGGAUAUUCAGCGGCGAAGAGCUGCGGAGUAUCUACCCGGCGAUCCAGAUGCUCCAAGCGCAUUCCGUGUGAGACGGCUGGAGAUGUUCACCCUCAAAGACUCCAUGUUCAUCAAUGCAGACACACUUAUUGCCUUGCAGAUCCUUCACUCCCAAUCUCUUCCAAACCCCCAAAUGCAGGGCGCAGACAAAGGGAGUCACGCAGGAGGAGAACCCCUAUCAGUCUAUGGCCUGUUCCACCCCCUAGCAGCAACACCACAGGGUAGGCUUCGUCUUCGUCAGGUUUUUCUUCGACCAAGCAACAAUCUGGACGUGAUACGGGAAAGGCAGCGAACUAUUAAAGUCUUCCGUCACCCCGAGAACAGCGAAUCCAUACAGCAUAUCUCGAGACUUCUAAAGAAGAUCAAGAACAUUCGCACAGCUCUAUUGCAGUUGCACAAAGGUCUAGAUCUGCCUCCGGGGCGAGCGAAUGUCAAGAAAGGUGUAUGGGCUACCUUGCAACGUUUUGCAGCGUAUUCCAUCGAGCUUCGUGAAGCAGUACCGCAGCUCCACGGCUCCGAACAUGUCCAAGUCACUUCUCAACUUAUCCACGCCAUUGACCCUCGAACGAUAACAUCGAUCGGACAGAUGAUUACUCGAACAAUCGAUUUUGAAUCUUCUGAGGCUGGCCAGCGGAUCCAUGUUACAAAAGGGGUCAGUGCUGAGCUCGACCAGUUGAAGCACAGCUACGAUGGUCUCGGCUCUUUUCUCCAAGAGGUUGCUACCCGCCUCACCCAGGACGUUCCUGAAUGGGCACGGCGAUACAUCGACACUUGCCUGUACUAUCCACAGAUGGGAUUUCUCAUUGUGGUCAGCAGGGAUCCUGAGACUGGUGAAGCGGACUAUAAAGGCGAGGGCCUGGAAGAUGAUGCUUGGCAGAGCCUGUUCAACACCCCGACUAAAAUCUACUACAAGAAUAACUAUAUGAGGAUUCUUGACGAUGAAUAUGGAGACUUUUACACCGAGAUCGCGAACAUGGAAAUUAAGAUCGUGCAUCAACUUGGAACUCGGAUACUGCAGCAUGAGGACAUGUUGAUCAAAGCCUCGGAUAUGUGCGGCGAGCUUGACUGCCUCCUGGCUCUGGCUGUUGGUGCGGAAAGGUACAACCUUGUGCCACCGGAGAUGACAGCAUCAAACACUAUCGAUAUACGCGAGGGUCGACACUUGCUCCAAGAACUCGUGUCGCCAACAUUCAUUGCCAACGACUGCAUUCUGGCUGGUAGCCAAGGGGGCAGCGCUGACGAGGGCGAUGCCGUAACGAGCAGCAAUGCCAACGUACCUAGCGUCCUCAUCUUAACCGGGCCAAAUCACUCAGGCAAAAGUGUCUACCUGAAGCAGGUGGCACUGAUCGUCUACAUGGCACAUAUUGGCUGCUUCGUCCCGGCACGACGUGCUGUGAUCGGCUUGACUGACAGGAUCUUGACGCGAAUAGCCACCAGGGAGAGCGCUGCGAGAAAUGAAAGCGCAUUUACGAUCGACCUACGACAGGCUGCGUUCUCGAUCAACUUUGCAAGGCGGCGGAGCCUGAUUCUGGUGGAUGAGUUCGGGAAAGGGACCGACUCUACGAAUGGAGCAGGGCUGCUAACGGCUUUGCUCGACCACUACCUGAGUUUGGGCAACGAAAGGCCAAAGCUGUUGGUCGCAACCCAUUUCCACGAGAUUUUCGAGUCCAACUUGCUCCCGCCUUCACCGAGUGUGGCACUGGCACACAUGGAAGUACAUGUUGACCCGGAGGCCAACAAUAGGCUUGGCCAUGUGACUUAUUUGUACCAGCUGGCCCCAGGCAGGAGCACCUCGAGCUUUGGGAGCAGGUGUGCUGCGAUGAACGGGAUUGAAAGGGCCGUUGUGGAGCGGGCGGACGAGAUCAGUAAGCUCUUGGCCCGGGGAGAAGAUCUCGCGGCGGCUUGUACUAGAACAUCCCGAGCGGAUCAAGAGCUGAUGGAGGAUCUGGAAGAGCUUGCCCAGGACUUCUUUGAGCUGGAUUUGUCGGGGGCAGACUCGCACGGUAGCCUUGGAGCUGAAGAUGGAACUGAAGAGAGGGUGUCUGUUCGAGACAAGUUGCGGCAGAUCUUGGCAGGCGAUGACAGUUCGGAAGACUGA